AUGGAACAACCAGCCAUGUCCUGGCCGGAGCAACUCCCGAGUACGCUGCCGGCCCCCAGUGAGGAGGAAUUCUCCAGUUAUCUCGAUUUCAACAUGCCGUUCACCGAUCUGGAGCACGGACCAGGGAAUAUGCAGCAUUCCCCUCUGCCAACCACCACCGCCGAGUCCAUGGCCCAGUUACGAUCAACCGCCAUGCAGUACCCAGGCCAGAUGGAGGGCCUGGCCAUGGACUUUGGAGACUCGCAGUCACAGAACCAAUUGCCCUACUCCACGCCCCAGAUGACGCCGGGAUUCUGCGCCCAGGAACCAUCCCCCAUGGCGCAACCCCAACACCACUAUAUGCAGAACCAGACCAUGAUCCCGCCCACUCCAAACAGUGUCGAGAUGCAUGGGAACGCGGCUCGCUACUCACAGCGCGUGGAUGGGACUCCGGAUAUGUAUGACGGAUAUUCGCGCAUCAAUGAAGAGCAGGCGCUUUACACCCCCCUGGUGUCACCCGCGAUGACUCCCCUGGAGCAGCAAUUCCGCCUGCCCGAAUAUACAAUCCCCGGCGAAUAUUUCACACCACUCACCUCCCCAGCCCUGGAAGCCCAAAAUGCCGACUCCAACGGCUACCAGUUCCAUGCCAGACAAGUGUCUGAUGUGGGUUUCGUCCCCACCACCGCUGAGUCGAAUCCCAUGGCCACCACCGCACCAGGCUCCCCCAGUACACUCCGGAAACCCAACACCCGCCGCCGGGGAUCGGCAGCCUCGACCCGAUUGAGCACCGCGCGCAAGGUCAAGCAAUCCCCCAAUAUCUUGGCACAGCGCAAGCGCAGCACCCUGGCCACCAAUUCGGAGGAGUUCUACAACAGUCUCACCCAGGAGCUGAAUGCCAACGCCACAAAACCAUCCCAUCAGGAUGUCCGCUCGCUUCAGGCCAGCAGCAAUGAGGCCUCGGGCCAAGACUCCGUUUCCCCGGAGCCAUUGUCAGAACCGUUGAUGCCACCCCCGGCACUCCCACCCCCUCGCGCUUCCCCGGCCAUUACGCCCCAGUCUUCAUCGCCUGGAGGCGCUGCCACCCCGGCGCUACUCAUGCGCAUCCAGCGGAGCCAACAUGCGCAGGACCCGUCGGGCCAAUUCCGCGGUCAAGCUCAGCUGGCCGAACCCGACUUCCCAGAUGAGAUUAUGGAGGAUAUCUCGCUUCCGGAGGCUGCGGCACCACAGCAACAGCGCCCAAGACCCAGCCGGAUCGAGACCGCUAUCCGCACUCCAUCGCUCUCCACUGGCACCCCACUGCUGGCCCCUUCGCCGGCGUACGACCCACCCUCCAACCUAUCCGUUGCUCCCAGUCCCCACACAGCCGCCAUGGCAUCCCCUAGCGGGCCGGUCCCGAGGAGAGAGUCCAAGGUGGCAUCUAAUCGCAAACGGGGCAGCCUGAGUUCUACACAUGCCAGCCCGCAGUUGCGGCCCAAGAUCAGCCCCAGCAUACAGCCAUUGAUGAAAGGCACCGAGGGCAUGUCACAAGACGCUCUCUACCUGGCAUCCAAGUCUAAUUACCAGCACAUCCUGGAUGGAACUCUUCCUUCUGGUGUCAGUUAUCCUGAGGCCCUGGCCGAGAACCUCAGCUCCAAGCGCACGAACCACAAGCUCGCCGAGCAGGGCCGCCGCAAUCGGAUCAACAGUGCCCUCAAGGAGAUUGAGCAGCUUAUCCCGCAGCCGUUCAUCGAUGCCCGCAACGCCAAAGAAGCUGCCGAAUCGGGCGGCAAACCCAACGAUAAGGAAAAGGAGAAGGAAAAAGCCAACCAAACCAUCAGCAAGGCCACAGCCGUGGAAAUGGCCAUCGACUACAUCAAGGCACUCAAGACAACCCUGGACGCCACCACUGCCAAGUUAGCUGUGGCCGAGGCUCAACUAGCCGGCGGGUCCAAGGAGUCCCACGAAAGUCCCACUUCAACUUCCACGUCUCAAAAUACCCAGGUCAAUGGAAGUACGAAAAACUCUGCAUGA
Messenger RNA from Penicillium salamii, 1989 nucleotides. NCBI's taxonomy places the organism in Eukaryota, Fungi, Ascomycota, Eurotiomycetes, Eurotiales, Aspergillaceae. The record is from the annotation of a GenBank genome assembly.